Bombina bombina (fire-bellied toad) is the source of this 5855-nucleotide messenger RNA. It is a transcript of the gene KYAT3, whose product is annotated as kynurenine aminotransferase 3. Gene Ontology annotation, molecular function: L-kynurenine:2-oxoglutarate transaminase activity; pyridoxal phosphate binding. Gene Ontology annotation, biological process: biosynthetic process. Bases 90 to 1445 code for a protein of 451 amino acids. Gene Ontology annotation, cellular component: mitochondrion; cytoplasm. NCBI's taxonomy places the organism in Eukaryota, Metazoa, Chordata, Amphibia, Anura, Bombinatoridae. The record is from RefSeq and is a predicted model, not a curated record. The transcript has 14 exons.
CCUUUCCUUUCAUGCUUGAAGUUAAAUCUGACAGUGCUGUGUAGCAGAAGGGCACAAGCAGAUCCUAGAUAUUAACCCAAAUAACCAGCAUGCUGAUCGCUUAUCGUGCUGCUCGCUGCUUGUGGAAUCGCUCACAGCUACUGAAGACUGUUAAUUCUUCUCAAUGUUUCCAAUUUUCCACCUCUGCAAUAAUGUCCUCAAGACUUAAAAGCGCAAGACGCAUCCAUGGAAUAGAUGGCAAUGUGUGGGUUGAAUUUACAGCACUCGCUGCAGAUCCCACCGUUGUUAAUCUGGGGCAGGGAUUUCCGGAUAUAUCUCCUCCGUCCUAUGUUAAAGAAGGCCUGGCUAAAGCAGCCGCCGUGGAUAAACUGAAUCAGUACACACGUGGCUUUGGCCACCCGCCGCUGGUUGAUGCGUUGUCUCAGGUUUAUUCAAGAGUAAGUGAGCAUAAGAUCGAUCCCAACAAGGAAAUCCUUGUGACCGUCGGGGCUUAUGGGUCCCUCUUCAGCGCAAUACAAGGACUUAUUGAAGAAGGCGAUGAGGUGAUAAUAAUUGAGCCAUUUUAUGAUUGUUAUGACCCUAUGGUGAAAAUGGCCGGAGCAACUCCUGUUUCAAUUCCACUGCGAUAUAAAGAUAAUGGCAGAAGCACAAUAUCAAGUGCAGAUUGGUCCUUGGAUUCUGGGGAACUAGCCAGUAAAUUCAGUAAAAGAACCAAAGCUAUUAUACUGAACACUCCCAACAACCCAAUGGGAAAGGUAUAUACUAAAGAAGAACUGCAAGUAAUUGCUGAUCUGUGUAUUAAAUACGACACACUAUGCAUCAGUGAUGAGGUUUACGAAUGGAUUAUAUACCCUGGAAAUAAACAUGUUAAAAUAGCAACAUUGCCUGGUAUGUGGGAACGGACAGUAACAAUAGGGAGCGCUGGAAAGACAUUUAGCGUAACAGGAUGGAAGCUUGGUUGGUCUAUUGGCCCAGCCCAUCUUAUAAAACAUUUGCAGACUGUUCACCAGAAUUGUAUCUAUACGUGUCCCACUCCAUUGCAGGAAGCAUUGGCUCACGCACUUAUGAAGGACUUGAAAAGGAUGGAUGAACCAGAAUGCUACUUUAGCUCGCUGGCUCAAGAGCUGAAACCCAAGCGAGACCGGAUGGCCAGCUUACUCCAAGAAGCAGGUCUCAAGCCAAUCAUACCAGAAGGCGGAUAUUUCAUGGUAGCAGACGUUUCCGUGCUCAAUGUAGACCUUUCUCACAUGAAAGAAGAUGAGCCUUAUGAUUACAAAUUCGUCAAAUGGAUGAUUAAAACCAAGAAAUUGGCAGCUAUUCCAAUAACUGCUUUUUGUGGACCAGAAAGUAAGAAGCAAUUUGAAAAAUAUAUACGGUUUUGUUUUAUUAAGCAAGAAAGCACUUUGGAUGCAGCAGAGACCAUCCUGAAAAACUGGAAUAAGUGACGGUCUUCAAAGUAACUAUUUUGUGCGAUGAAAAAACAUUACACAAAUGACUUAACCCGUGUCACCCUAACAAGUGCGUAAGGCUUUCAGGGUUAAUAGGUUGAGAAUUAAUAUCAGAGGGAUUCGAAAAUGUUGUGAAACCAUCAUGGUUAAAAAAAAAAAAAUUGUAGUUAGUAGACUGUCCCUUUAACUGGAAUAUUAUCUAAAAAAGGACAAUGAUUAUGGAAUUUUGUAUAUCCCAUUUUAAGAGCGGUACGCAAACAAUGGUGAACCAAUAGCUGCUGUAAUUAAAGAGACUUUAAGGUAAUGCUUUGGGGUUUUUUGCAUCUAAAAAAUGUCAUUUUAAAGUGUAUAAUUAGCUGACUGCUGGAGGAGUUUUCCUUAUUAGCCAGUAAGCAGCCUGUCCUUAGGGUUGUGUACAGACAUCAGCUGUAACAUAGCCUUUUUCAUGCAGAAAGAUUUUAAUGUUUAAAUAAUGGCAUUUCUAUGCAUGUCAGAUGCUUUUUGACAAUUUAGACCAUUUCUUCACAAAGUUAAGAUUAUAUUUUAUCUAUAAAUUACCAAAUGUGUUAAAGAAAUGUAAGUGAUACAGGAAUAUGCUUUGUUUUUAGCAUUAUUUUUUAAUCCUGUUUGGGCUGUGCCAUCAUUAAAGGGACAGUAAAGUCCACAUUUAACGUUCAUGAUUCAGAUAUGGCAUGUGAUCUUAAACAACUUUCCAAUCUACUUUUAUCAUCAAAUUUUCUUUUUUCUUUGGUAUCUUGUGUUAAAGACUAAACCGAGUCCACCUCUUAGCUCACAUUCUGGCUGUGAAUAGCUAAUAAGAUGUACUGUUUGUUCAUGUGUGCCAUAUAGAAAACAUUAAAUAACUCCUCUGGAGUGAGCACAAAGGGACAUAAAACAAGUUGGGAUAAAGACAAAAUAGAAUAAUAUGUACUUUAAUUACUUUACCUGCAAAUUUAUACUGCAGUUCCAAUUUAUACUGCAGUGCCUCGCCAUUAACCCUUUUAUUUAAGUUUCCGAAUUGUAAAGCUCCAACUCCCCCCACAUAUUUCCUUCUAUGGCUGUAUCUAUAUCUAUUGUUGUUUUGGUAGAAGGUAAAAGUGCAUAGGGAUUAUCUGCUGGAGCCUAGAAACUGGGAACUCAGUUGAAAUACAAUGCCUGUGUCUAAACACUGAUAAGGGGGGUGGAGCAGAUUACUCCCAGACAGCAUGGCUAUGUAAGUAAUUUUGCUUAUUUUUUAAAUUUAUUUUAAAAUAGUUGCCAGCAAUUUUUAAACAUUUUUUUAUGCAAACUAUUUUUGCUUAAUUAGCCCUUUUAGGAUAUGCACAGAUCUCAACAUGUUUUAUGGCACUUUAAGAGUCAGCACUACUUGCCUGAAAUGCAAGUCUGUCAAAAGAUCUGAUAUAAGGAAGCUGUCUACAGAGGCUUAGAUACAAGGUAAUCAUAUUGGUAAAAAGUAUAUUAAUCUUCUCCCCUCUAGCUCCUUUGUUUUGCAGUUAUUUAUCGUCCCCCUGGCCCAGCAUCACAAUGUUUGGACCACUUUGCAGCCUGGCUUGCACAUUUUCUCUCUUGUAAUGUCCCUUCUCUCAUCUUAGGGGACUUCAACAUACCCUUUGAUAAUCCUAACAUUCCUGCUGCCUCUAAACUUCUAUCCCUUACCACCUCUUGUAGCCUGUCCCAGUAGACAACAUCUCUAACACACUGUGAAGGCAACUCCAUAGACCUGGUCUUCACUAAUCUCUGUGCCGUUUCCAACUUCCUUAACUUCCCCUUUCCUCUCUGACCACCAUCUACUAAAUUUCUCUCUUACUCUACCUGCUACAUCUUUGCAAGCCCCCAAGAAACUGCUACCUUACAGGAAUUUAAAUGACUUGGACCUCACAGACUUUUCCACUCAACUGAAUCCUCUACUCUCUGACAUUUCAUCCCUCUCUUGCCCAAACCUUGUUGCUUUACAGUAUAAUUCGGCACUAAAAUCAACACUUGACAGAGCUGCACCCUCCACUGUUUAUCGUACAUCAAUCGCUCAACAGCAACUGUGGCACAUCAAACAGACCAGAUAUCUUCAGCGAUGUUCACGGGCUGCUGAACGGCAGUGGAGGAAAUCACGCACCUGUGCUGAUUUCCGGCAUUAUAAAUUCAUCCUUAAGUCCUACAACUCUUCGCUCAGCCUGGCCAAACAAGUAUAUUUCUCCUCCUUUGUGUCAUCUCAUGCAUCCAACCCCAGAAAGCUGUUCUCAACCUUUAACUCCCUUCUACGUCUGCCUGCACCCCCGCCCACUAGCAACCACACUGCUCAGAUUAUUGAUGAUCACUUCAAAAAUAAAAUUGACACCAUUAGAAAAGAUAUCUGCACCUCACACCCUUCAAACCCAGCAAUCCUACCCACCCCUUCUAUUAACAAAACUCUAUGCUACUUCCCUCCUGUAACAGAGGAAGAAGUCUCUGUACUCCUAUCCUUGGCUCAUCUCACAACCUGCCCACUUGACCCGAUUCCUUCACGACUUCUUUCCUCUCUCUCUGCUUCACUAACCCCUAUCUCAUCUCGUUAACUAAUCUCUCACCGCUGGCACAUUUCGGGAUACAUUCAAGCAUGCGUCAAUCAUACCAAUCCUAAAAAAGCCCUCGCUUGACCCCUUCUAACUAUCGACCGGUCUCCUUACUUCCCUUUGGUUCAAAAUUAUUGGAACAACUGGUCUAUAAUCGGCUAACUCAAUUUCUCACAAUUAACUCCUUACUUGAUCCACUACAAUCUGGUUUCCGCCCUAAACACUCAACAGAAACUGCUCUUGCUAAAGUAACAAAUGACCUGUUAUCAGCUAAAGCAAAAGGCCAUUACUCCUUACUAAUUCUUCAUGAUCUAUCUGCUGCUUUUGACACAGUCGACCAUCCUCUCCUCCUAAAAAUACUACAUUAAUUUGCCAUCCGAGACACAGCCCUCUCCUGGUUUGCCUCAUAUUUCUCAAACCGCUCUUUUUCAGUUUCCUUUAACAACAUAUCUUGUGAUCCUAUGCCUCUCUCAGUUGGAGUACAGCAAGGCUCUGUCUUGGGUCCCUUGCUUUUCUCUCUCUACAUCCUCCCUUGAAUAACGUAUAGCCUCCUUUGGAUUCCAGUACCACCUAUAUGCUGAUGAUACCCAAAUCUAUCUUUCCUCUCCUGAUAUCUCUCCCUCUUUACUUAACCAGAUUUCCAACUGCCUCUGCAAGUUCCUCUUGGAUGUCUUCACACUACCUUCAACUGAGUCUGUCCAAAACUGAGUUGCUUCUUAUUCCUUCUCUUUGAGACAUCCAAUGCCUGACAUUUCUCUGACGGUUGGAGACUUUAUUCUCAACUCCUCACCCCAGGUCUGCUGUCUUGGGGUUACACUUGACUCGGAGCUCACAUUUAGGGUUGCCACCUGUCCCUUAAAAUACAGAACACUUAUAAGUUACACAUUCUGCAGGGUGUGCAUGGAGGAAUAUGAAUAGUGCUGUCCAGAAACAGAAUACAUGUUCCUCCCUGCACACCCUGCAGCCUGUGUAACUCAUAAGUGUCCAAGAAAAUAUGGCUGAGGUGGCAGCCCUACUCACAUUCAACCCACAUAUACAAACGCUUACGAAAUCCUGCCGUUCACACCUACGCAACAUUUCCAGAAUUCGUCCCUUCCUUACUCAAAAACUACAAAAAAUACUUAUUCAUUCCCUUAUUUUGUCACGCGUUGAUUAUUGCAAUCUACUCCCAAAUGGCUUUCCAAAACACCGCCUCUCCUCCCUCCAAUCUAUUAUGAAUGCUUCUGCUAGAGUCAUCCACCUACAUCAGCUGCUCCGCUCUGCCAGUCUCUACACUGGCUCCCCAUACACACCAGAAUACAAUUUAAAGUAUUAGCCCUAACUUACAAAGCACUCAACAAUCUAACUCCCAACUAUAUUUCCUCUCUCAUCAUGAAAUAUUCCACAUCCCGUCCUCUUCGAUCAACCUCUGACCUACGUCUCUACACUCUUGUUAUCUCCACGUCCCACUCUUGUAUCCAAGACUUCUCACGUGCUGCUCCUGUCCUAUGGAACUCUCUACCCUGCUCGAUAAGACUGUCUCCAACCUUGUAUAGCUUUAGACGCUCCUUGAAAACCCACCUAUUCAGAGAGGCGUACCAUCUCUCCUCCAUCUCUCAUCCUAACCAAACUAAUACAUGAACUGCCUGACUCACUGCUGCAACUACAACCGAUGUGACAAGCUACCCCAACCUUAUGUCUCUGCACCCUAAACCUGUAGACUGUGAGCUCUCCAGAGCAGGGCCCUCUUCCUCCUGUACUAGAUUUGUUUUGUUAUGUUUUGUAUUUUAUUAAAAAAAAAUCUUUGUCAUUGUAUACCCCUAUUAUUGUACCCAGGGCUACGGAGUUUGGCGGCGCUAUACAAAUAAAUGAUAAUAACAUU